GUCUAAUCUGAGUUUUCUCUCUUGAUUAAUUCUCUCUCUCUCUCUCUCUGGAACAGAAAUUGCUAUAGUUCUUAUGGGAGUCAGUGGAGCCGGAAAAUCUACAAUAGGCGAGAUGCUGGCAAAGAAGACAAAUUUCAUCUUCAUUGAUGCAGAUGAUUUCCAUCCCAAUUCAAACAAAGAAAAGAUGAAGAAUGGGAUCCCUCUUUCAGAAGAAGAUAGAAUCCCAUGGCUUGAAACACUUCGAAAUGUCUUAAGACAAAGUUUAGAAGAUAAGAAAAGCGUAAUUCUCGGUUGUUCGGCGCUGCAAAAGCAAUAUAGGGAGAUUCUUAGAUCGGCUGAUCCGAACUAUGUGCCACAAAGCUAUGUCAGCAGCACUGUCAAGUUUGUUCUGUUGGAUGCUACGGCUGAGGUGCUUGCGGCACGGUUAGAGAAGAGAGCUGCCCAAGGAAAGCAUUUCAUGCCCUCUACCUUUUUAAAAUCACAGUUGGAGUUGCUUCAGAUUGAUGAUUUAGAGAGUAUAUCAAAGGAUACUCAAAAGAGAUUGAACGUUUGGGAUUGUAAAAUUGAUAAUGUAAAGGCAUUGUUUGUAACUUAUAUUACUUUGUUGGGCAAGUUAAGUGAUUGUGGUGAGUUAGAAACUAUGAAAGAAAUUUGGGAUGAAAUGGAAGCUGAUGGUUUUGCUCCUGAUGCAAUGUCGACAAAGCCUUUGAACUCUGGAAGUGAUGAAAGAGAAAGACGUGAAGAAGCAAUGCUUUUCUUUGAGGAGAUGGCAGAGUAUGGAUGCAAACCUAACCGUGCAAUUUUCAAUUUUCAAUAG
Molecule: messenger RNA, 817 nt
Organism: Humulus lupulus (European hop)
Lineage: Eukaryota; Viridiplantae; Streptophyta; Magnoliopsida; Rosales; Cannabaceae
Product: gluconokinase-like
Exons: 5
Coding region: 74-817 (247 amino acids)
Cellular component (GO): cytoplasm
Molecular function (GO): gluconokinase activity
Source: RefSeq, a predicted model, not a curated record